Cydia pomonella (codling moth) is the source of this 2845-nucleotide messenger RNA. RefSeq names its product zinc finger protein 585A-like. NCBI's taxonomy places the organism in Eukaryota, Metazoa, Arthropoda, Insecta, Lepidoptera, Tortricidae. The record is from RefSeq and is a predicted model, not a curated record. The transcript is spliced from 14 exons. Gene Ontology annotation, biological process: regulation of transcription by RNA polymerase II. Gene Ontology annotation, molecular function: DNA-binding transcription factor activity; RNA polymerase II cis-regulatory region sequence-specific DNA binding. The coding region runs from base 350 to 2095 and encodes 581 amino acids.
UUGCGUACGAUAAUGCUCUUUGGAACUUACAUCGUACUGGAGCCCAAAUUAUCGUAUGUGUACAGUAAUUAUCAUACGCCUGGCAACAAUGUGGGACACGACAAUUUUAGUGAAUGAGUGAGUCAUGAAAAAGAGUUAACUCCAUUUCCAUUCCAUAUUCCAUUCAUUCCAUUCCGUUCCAUAUCAUGUCAUGUUAUGUCAGUUCACUUGUUUUGUUGUGAGUGAAAGGUGUUGUCGUGUUUGUGCUAUUGUGUUAUUUUAUUUUAUUAUCCAGUAAUUACUAUAAAAAACUGGCAUAUGCUGGAUUUAUAAUAGCCACGGAGUUCUGGGAUUCACCGAUUUUGGCGCAAUGGCGCAAAUUGAAGAUCCCGAAUUCAUGAACACUGGAGAGACCAUGGUGAAACGCAGCCUCCUGGCAAAGAGCAAGAGGGCCAUAAUAGUCCGCAGCCCGGCCGGCAUCACGGAGUACCGCUGCGUGGAGUGCCCCAUGGGCUUCAACGACAAAGCUGAUAUGGAACAGCACUUGACUGUCCAUAACCAGGAGUACAGGUUUCUUUGCGGAAUCUGUGGGACUGCUCUAAAACGCAAGGAGCACUUAGACCGACAUACCCUGGAACACAAGGAAGUGCGGCCUCACAUCUGCCCGGACUGCGGCAAGGGCUUCAAGAGGAAGGAACACCUUAACAUACACCGCACCAUACAUAGCGGGGAGAAGAAUCACAUAUGCCCACUAUGUGACAAAUCAUUCUACAGAAAAGACCACCUCCAAAAGCACUUACAGACCCACAAUAAAAUGUUCAUCGAACAUAACAUUCACCCCGUGAGUGACCAGGAGCUACUCGGCAUUAAACAAGAGGUCACUGACGAGGAACAGGCGGACGACGAUAUGACAGAGAUACCUGACGCGGGCCUUCUCAAGCCAGCGGACCCGGAGCGGCCCCACAUUUGUUCCAUCUGCCACAAGGGCUUCAAGCGGAAAGACCACCUCAAGCUGCACGGUGUGAGCCACCUGGCGAGGGACAAGCUCUGCCCACACUGCGGGAAAGUAACCGACACGGGCCUGGGCAAGCCAGCGGACCCGGAGCGGCCCCUCAUCCCCAUCUGCCUCAAGGGGUUCAAGCGGAAACACCACCUCAAGCUGCACGGCUUGAGCCACCUGGCGAUGGACAAGCCCUGCCCACACUGUGGGAAAGACCUGCGUCGAAACGUCGGAAAUAAAGCGUUCCGAACAGAUGAUCAGCUGCAUAACCACAUGAUCACACACGUGAAGCUGGACUCCCCCGCGAGCGAGGAACCCUACUUGAUGGAAGAAGAAUACGAACAGCAGGAAGAAGAAUCCCUCCUAAUCCCUCGAAUCUCGAUGCAAGAGAGCGAACAGACGUACUACUCCGUGGCGGAGGACCGGCCGUACUCGUGCAAGCUGUGCGGCCGCCGCUUCAAGCGCAAGCAGCACCUCAAGGUGCACGCCAACGUGCACGCCAGGAACCAGCCGCCCACCAUCUGGUGCUCCAUAUGCAGCGAAGGUUUCUUCAACAACAGCCAAUUCGAGAGGCACGAGUGCAUGGGCGCCGACCCUGAAGAGACGCCCAACCAGGAGAACAGCUACCCGGCGCAGGACAAUGUAGAGAUAAUGAACGUCCCAAUAGUAACGGAAGAGCCGGAGCAGCCCGGCUUGCCGGUCCCGCGGCGCGUGUUCGUGUGCAAGUACUGCGGCAAGCCCUUCAAGCGCAAGGACCACUACCGCAUCCACCUGCACGUGCACACCGGCGUCAAGUCCUUCUUCUGCGAGGACUGCGGGAAAGGCUUCUACCGCAAGGACCACCUGCAGAAGCAUUCCCAAGUGCACACCAGAUCGAAGACGCAACGCUCGCCACCGAACAAGCCCAAGAAGGAGAUGCCGGAGCUCUUCCCCAUACACAUGCUCAAGAAACCCGACACUAGAGCCAGCGUCAAGCCCGAGAUCACUAUCACUGCACCAUCGAACACAAAACUACGAGUACCGCUUCAAAUCAAGGUGCCGUACCAGGUAGUGACGUCACUCGACAACGGGGAGCGCCGCGUCACCACCGUGGACCCGCGCGACCUGCUCUCCUGAUACCAGCUGCUGUACGGCUAGUUAUACUAUAACAUCUUCUUCUUCCUCGCGUUGUCCCGGCAUUUUGCCACGGCUCAAGGGAGCCUGGGGUCCGCUUGACAACUAAUCCCAAGAUUUGGCGUAGGCACUAGUUUUUACGAAAGCGACUGCCAUCUGACCUCCCAACCCAGAGGGUAAACUAGGCCUUGUUGGGAUUAGUCCGGUUUCCUCACGAUGUUUUCCUUCACCGAAAAGCGACUGGUAAAUAUCAAAUAAUAAUAUUUCGUACAUAAGUUCCGAAGAACUCAUUGGUACGAGCCGGGUUUGAACCCGCGACCUCCGGAUUGCAAGUCGCACGCUCUUACCGCUAGGCCACCAGCGCUUCCGCUUCAACGCUUCGAUUAGUUAUAAUAAAUAAUAAUACAAUAUAUACAAUCAUCAAGCUACACAGCCUCGAAUGGAACUACCUCACCCCGCGGCGACAAAUUGACUAACAAGAACUGUCCGGUUCCGAUUUGAUUUAUAUAAUAUGUUAUAGAGUAGUCUAAAAUAAAGGACCGUAUUUUUUUUUAGCUGCCCAAACUCAACCUAUUGGGAGAAAUUGUCCUCCAAAAUAUUAAAAAAUUACUAAAUCUUCUAACUCCUAUAGAAAGUGAUGCUCGAGCAACUUGCUAGUUAAUGGCUUGUUUGAGUAUAUGUUGGAGAGCAGGAAAAAAUAAUGAGCACGUGUUUUGUUAUAUCGGCUGAAACUCAAGUUUUCCUAAAAAAAAC